Messenger RNA from Hipposideros armiger (great roundleaf bat), 4806 nucleotides. It is a transcript of the gene BPNT2, whose product is annotated as 3'(2'), 5'-bisphosphate nucleotidase 2. Gene Ontology annotation, cellular component: endomembrane system. The record is from RefSeq and is a predicted model, not a curated record. Gene Ontology annotation, molecular function: 3'-nucleotidase activity. Lineage: Eukaryota; Metazoa; Chordata; Mammalia; Chiroptera; Hipposideridae. Gene Ontology annotation, biological process: phosphatidylinositol phosphate biosynthetic process; skeletal system development. The coding region runs from base 285 to 1364 and encodes 359 amino acids. The transcript has 5 exons.
CCACGCUACCCUUUCACCUCCCGGCGGUUGGCUAACGUGGACGUGCGACUCGGUGGCCGGCUGAGGAGCUGGGGCCGCACGGCCCCGGGGAGUUGGGCACGCGGGCGGCGACGGCGUCCUUCGCGGCACGGCUCGGCCUUUCCCGGGAAGGAGCGAUGGGGCGCGCGGGCGCCGGGGAGCGGGCGCCGGUGUAGUACGCGCGGCGCCUGGACUGGGAGCGCGGCGGCGGUGGGCGCGGGGAGGCCUGUAAGGGCCGCCGCCCCGAGCACCCGGCCUCCGGCGUCAUGGCCCCCAUGGGCAUCCGCCUGUCCCCGCUGGGGGUGGCCGUGUUCUGUCUGCUGGGGCUCGGCGUGCUGUACCACCUCUACUCGGGCUUCCUGGCCGGCCGCUUCAGCCUCUUCGGCCUGGGCAGCGAGCCCGGCGGCGGCGCGGCGGGGCCCGUGGCCGCGGCGGACGGGGGCACCGUGGACCUGCGCGAGAUGCUGGCCGUGUCGGUCCUGGCCGCCGUCCGCGGUGGCGACGAAGUGAGGCGUGUCCGCGAGAGCAACGUCCUCCACGAGAAAUCCAAGGGGAAGACGCGCGAGGGAGCCGACGACAAGAUGACCAGCGGGGACGUGCUGUCCAACCGCAAGAUGUUCUACCUGCUCAAGACCGCCUUCCCUAAUGUGCAGAUAAAUACAGAGGAACAUGUGGAUGCAACCGAUCAGGAGGUUAUCUUAUGGGAUCGUAAAAUUCCUGAGGACAUCCUGAAGGAAAUAGCCACCCCUAAAGAGGUACCAGCGGAAAGUGUUACUGUCUGGAUUGACCCACUUGAUGCUACACAGGAAUAUACAGAGGAUCUUCGAAAGUAUGUCACUACUAUGGUUUGUGUGGCUGUAAAUGGUAAACCUGUGCUAGGAGUAAUACAUAAGCCAUUUUCUGAAUAUACAGCUUGGGCAAUGGUAGAUGGUGGGUCAAAUGUGAAAGCCCGCACUUCCUACGAUGAGAAGACCCCAAGGAUCGUUGUGUCUCGCUCCCAUUCAGGGAUGGUCAAACAGGUUGCUCUUCAGACUUUUGGAAACCAGACGACAAUUAUCCCUGCUGGUGGUGCUGGUUAUAAAGUUUUAGCGCUCUUGGAUGUACCUGAUAAGAGUCAAGAAAAAGCUGAUCUAUAUAUUCAUGUGACAUACAUCAAAAAGUGGGAUAUAUGUGCUGGCAAUGCCAUCUUAAAAGCCCUUGGGGGGCAUAUGACCACCCUGAGUGGUAAAGAAAUCAGUUACACCGGUGCCGACGGCAUUGAGGGGGGGCUCCUGGCCAGCAUCAGAGUGAACCACCAAGCUCUGGUCCGAAAACUCCCAGAUCUGGAGAAGACAGGACCUAAAUAAGCAAGUGAUUACAGAUCACAGCUCUUCAGAGAUGGAUGGUCAGCCUGAAAUGCUGGAGGCUUCAAAGGAUGGGUGGAGACUGCAUGGUUAAGGCCAUCCCGAACUUUUUAAAGUAUUUAUGAAGCAUCAGAGACUUAUUUUCCCUGUAACAGGAUGCAGGAUCAGGGAAAUGGGUUGCUAUGUGUCUCAAGUAUUGUCUUUAUUUUUGAGACUAUUUUCAUACAGUUGUCAUACACAAGGCGCAUAUGUAUGUAUGUAUAUAUAUAUAUAUAUAUAUAUAUAUAUAUAUAUAUAUAUAUGUUUGUGAAUUAAAAUCUAUAACUGAGUCUACAUUGCUGUGAGUCACCAUUUCCACACAUCAUGAAUCUUCACUGUUGGUUCUUUCAUAUAGAAUUGGGCUGAAGAAAGGGUCAAUUUCUUGUAGAUGUUUAAUGUUACUUUAUGCUUAUAUCUCAUUUAAAAUAAAGUGAUUGGGGGUUUUUACCCCUAAUUCAGAUGGAAAGCACAAGAAGCCACACGUUCGUUAAUAUGCAACAAAUGCUCUAUUUAUCUGUUAGUGAGGAUUUCUUAUGGAUUAAAAUAGAAAGAGCUUAAAUUGUUUUUAUUUCUUUGAAACUUUAAUAACAGGUUCACCAGCUAGUAGAGAAUAUAGAUAUAUAUAGGAUGGUUGCGUUGUGUUUUCUCUGUGUGUGUGCGUGUGUGUGUGUUUUGUUUUAACAAGAAAAGUGUGUUUGUACUCAUGGUUUCAACCUUUCUGCCAUCUUGCUGUUGAUUUUCAUUUGCCCUGUGGACAGUGCAUGAGUCCAUCAUUUUCCUCUUGACCAGCAUUUAGUCUUUAACAUGUAAGAUUUGAAUUAUGGUUUCAGGGUUAGCACUAGCUUUUUGGUACAUUUUCUCAUUAGGGACAAAAUAUGCUAUAAGGCACUACAGAAAUAUAAACAAUUCUAUUAUUAAUUGAAAGUUAUUUGACACUGUAUGAAUUGAGUUAGCUUUCAUUAUUUUCAAAAGCUUUCUUUAAGUACUUUUAAAAAAUGUUGCCAGGUUUGUGUAUAGGGAUUCUCUCUCUCAUUAUCGAGAAUGAGUUACGGUUGCUUUUGCCAUGGUUGCUUUUACCAUUAAUAAAUGGAUCUAACCUAACCAAACUCUCAAAAGUAGUAACUUUUGAGAUAAUUUAUAGUUUCCCUUUAUAUUAAAAUGAAGGUUAAAGUUAACUUUUUGAUGCAUUUAAAAAAUUUUUUCUCUUCAGUAUGAAGAAUCUGGCUGGAAGAAAGGUUGUGGCAUACUCACUGUGUAGCUGUAAUUAGAACCUUGCUUUGUGAGCUAUCAUUGUGGUAUCUGAAAGCUUCAUGUAUACAAACAAACCCUUAUUUCAUGGGACUUUGAUGUCCUUGUAUUCCAUAAUACACUGAUGAGGAGAGGGAUUUUUCAUGGUUUGUUUCCUUUUUUUUAAAUUUUUAACCCUAAAGCAACUUUCCAUUUGUUUUCCUAUGUUGGAGGUAUAAUUGACCAAAGAGUAGACAUCCUCAGCUGGUAGAAAGUGCAUACAACUUUAGGUUUGCAUAUUACACUGCCCAAAGCCCUUCAACUCCUCAUUAGGGAAUUAAACCUAGUAUCAUGCAUUUGUUUCCAUCCAACCUCUAGCAACUGGUCACGAAUCUUAUAGAGUAAUGGGCCUCAAUAGGUAGGACUUUUUCUUUUUUAGUUUCAAGGUAGGCUUUUGUUCAGUAAAAACUUGCUCAAAGUUUUGGUAGUAGGAACACUUGACAUUUAAAUAGGACUUAGGAAUUCUAAGUCCUGAACAGAAUAUUGAAGACCUCAUCUUCUUAUUUUGCAAUGACAUGAAGGGGUCGUUUUGUGUCAGGAGAGCUGGCAGAGGCAUGUGCUGUUUCCUGAGUCAUAGUAUAAAAGCAUUUGUGUCAUUGUAAGCAUAUCAAAGUUAGGGAAAUCGGAGUGGCAUAGUGGGAAAUGGAAUUUAAAUGGAAUUUUUCCCCCAAUAUUACAUUGGAAACUUAUUAUAUAAUGGAAAUGAAGCUAGUUCAUAUUAGCAAGCAUGAUUGCUUUUGGUUUUAUUUUUAAUUUUAUUAAUCUGCAUAUAGGUAAUAACUGAAGGACUUAUGUGCAAAAAUUAAGAUAAUGGCUGUCAGUUAAAUGCAUUAUUUUUACAAUUCGUUGGUUAUAGUCCAGUUACUAAUGAUUUUUAAGUGCUUUCAUAGAAAGUCCCAUUAAAAUUUUUUUUGUUUCUAAAAGUCAAUAUACAUUACAGAAUAUAACUACAAAGAACACUAUUUAUAUUUAUGUAAGACAUUAUUAUGCCAGAACAUACCAGUAAAAAACCUUGAUGAAUAAGGGAGGCAUAUAUCUCCCAGAAUUACAUAAAUAAAAUUAUUUCUAAACUGGAGCAAAAUAACUAGAGUUUACUUUUAGUGACCCUUACUCCCCAGCUCCUGAUUUUUCCUUUCCCUCAUCUUUGCCCUUAUUUAGAGGAUAAUUUCCCCCUUAAAAUUGAGUUUUACACAUCAUAUUUAGUAAAAGCAGAGACAUCAAUAACCUUAGUAGCCAUCAGCUGUCCCCUCCCUCUGCCUCUUCAUUUCUGCCUCUUCCCUAUCUCUAACCCAUAAUGUUCUAUUAUUUCUGCUCCUCCUUCUUAACCAGUAUAUUCCCUCUUCCCCAACACUUGUCCAGGAAUUCUUGCACAGACCUAGUUCUCUCAAGAUUGGCUGCUGGUAUCUUACAGUAGAACUGAGGCUCUAGUCAAGUUCCCAGUGAGGGAGAUCAGUCCUGGAGGAAUCCUGCUUGACCAUUACUCUUCAAAAACUGCAAAAAGUAACAUCACUUGCAAACCACAAAGCUUUAAACUGUCAGAUCUAAUGCAGUGCUUCUGUCUUUGCAAAGCAUUUCUUCCGGCCCAUCCUUCAAAGAAUGAAAAUGCAGAAAAUACAAGAGAGUUGGGUAUAUAAACCUGUUUGAGAGAAUUUGCUUUUUCUAUCAGUUUUCAUACUUACAUGCCUAUUUCAGUGAGAUUACAAGGGCCUACAAGAUGGGUCAUAUUUGUCUUUGGUAUUCAAUUGUUCCCUUUUCCCCAAUUUUAAUGGUUUUUUUUUCUUGAUUUUAAAUCAAUAUUCAAGUGACUUGUUUAGCUAUAUAAUGAAGUACCAAAUGUUUGAGUUUAUGUGUUUUAGGUAAUAAUUGUGCAAACUCUUCCUGUUUGCUGGGUGCCCUGUUUGCUGGGUGCUCCGGUUGAGUAUUGUGCAAACUGGAUCAGAGGAGGCGGGAGAGGGGCAGUGGCUAAGAGAAGGGUGGGAAAGGAAAAGAUAGCUCAGGGGAAGAGUAGCAGAGGGAGAAUGCAAAGCAAACACCUGCCAGGACACCUGCGAUCAGGAAUUCUGCCCUUCUCUCAGAUGUUGAAUUCAAAAAUUGGAUUUCACUCAGGUUUUGAAGGUGA